This is a messenger RNA of Brienomyrus brachyistius, 1368 nucleotides long. It is a transcript of the gene igf3, whose product is annotated as insulin-like growth factor 3. NCBI's taxonomy places the organism in Eukaryota, Metazoa, Chordata, Actinopteri, Osteoglossiformes, Mormyridae. The record is from RefSeq and is a predicted model, not a curated record. Gene Ontology annotation, molecular function: hormone activity. Bases 18 to 584 code for a protein of 188 amino acids. The transcript is spliced from 4 exons. Gene Ontology annotation, cellular component: extracellular region.
CGGAGACAGACACGGUGAUGGAGACGGGCAGGACGAUGCAUUCCUCUGUGAGACCCAUGCGCUGUCUGUCAUGCAGACACCGCCGGCUGAAGGUGAGCUGGUGGCGAAGCCUCUGCGUUCUCUACUCCAUGCUGUACCUGACGGGUCUCCACAGCGGAGCGGAGGCCCUGAAAGCGCGCUGCGGCCGUGAGCUGGUGGCCGACCUGCAGUUUGUGUGUGGGGACCGAGGCUUCUACAGAGGUAAGGUAUCAGGUGCUAGGGGGGGCACCCGUCUGCGGGGUAAGGGCAUUGUGGAGCAGUGCUGCCUCCGUGGCUGCGACCUGCAGCACCUGGAGGCUUACUGCGCCAAGCCACGCCGGGCCCGGAGGCACGCCCCCCCCACUCACCCGCGAACAAUGGAGGAGCUGUACCAUGUUGUCUUCCCCAAGAGAGCCCUGGCUCUCCCGAGGCCUGUACGUCCCACAGUGCCCAUGUGGAGUCGAGGCAAGGGGGGUGUGGAAGGCAGCCUUGAGGAGAGGAGCCCCAUGUCAGGAAACGGACUGGCAGACACCUGGAGGAGUGUGCUGGACAUGGGAGCCGUGUGACUGGCGUGCAGGCAGUCGGACCCACACAGCUGCUGCUCUGAAUUUGCACAGGGGCGGGUGCUAUAGCCUCAGCGAUGCCUUCAGCCCCCAACGAGCCAAAGCAGCUGCCUGCUUCCUACUGGUUACCUACAUGUAAAUGUGAAAGCAGACUGGAGGCUCCAAGUCGACUCCUUUUAUGCAGUAUUUAUUGUAGCUUUUCUGCUUCGGUUGAUAAACUAUUUAAAGGUGAUUUUCCGGCACGUUGCAUUGUCAGUGAAUGUAAGGACACAGAGGCAGAGCACAGCUCUUAUUGCCUGUACUGGACUGUAUCUGCAGAGGUUUUAAGGCAUUAAGUUGAAGAUCAAACUUUGAGUGGAAGGCAUUCACACACACAAGGUCCUUUUAUUUCUUUGAAAUUUUUCUUUUUCAAAAAGCAUGUGCACUAUAGAGCAUUUUCAAAUGCUUUCUUUGUGAAAUGUUAUACUGAGUGGUAAUUGAUGUGUGAUGUACUUUCUUUCAUUGCAUAAACACCCCAUCACCUGUCUGAGAGAUAUAUUAUGUAUGCAGAUUAUAGCCAGGAAGCCAAAUGUUGCUUCCUAAUUUGGCUUUUGCCUGAAACCCUCUUAUUAGGAUCAGUUCUCUGACAUUACUAUGCCAUUGUUUGCACAACAAACUAUUUAUGACUUUUUAGAUUUUUUUUUUUUUUGCUGAGGUUUCUUGUAAAUUUAGGACCAGCUUAUUUAUGAUGGGAGUCUGUUGGCUCUCCCCCUAAUUCCCCCCCCUCCCCCGUGAAGAUUUAUCAUUC